UCAACAAAGUGAAAAGCAAGACAUAUUUAUUGAUAUUACGAUGCGAUCUGCGCAAUAUGUCGAGAAAAAGCUGAGAAGUUCAGGGGACUUUCACUUUACAAUGUCUAAGGAAGAACGAGGUAGUAGGGGAGCGAAUAAGGUCAGAAUGAGUUGCGACGCGGAUCUGGCACGUCAGGUAGCAGCAACCGCGCUUCUACUAUCAGAUUAAUUAAAAUUAUUUCGACUCACAUGCGCGUAAAUCUUCCUUCGAGAAAACGUCUCUUCGUAUCUCGCGACACUAAUCCAAAGUUUUAUUGCGAUCGAUCGAAUGCGCCCAAUUUCCAAUCAUCUACCAUGGCGAGUUCUGCUUCUUUGCUAACUGUGAUCGCUUUGAUUACGUUCACUGCUCUCUUCCUCCCUUUAAUCAACGGAAGUGCAGCUACGAUUCCAGAACCUAAAGCACCGAAUUUUCAAUAUUUCGAACGGCCGAAAUAUCGCUACCCGUAUUACGAUGAGAAUGGCAGGGGAAAGUUGCUGUACGGAUAUGGGGGGCCCGAAUUGUAUCAAUAUAAAGUUUAUAGUGCGCUCGAGGGAAUUCAUUGAUAAAAACAUGGCGACUCGUUUUCAAGUAUUACGUUUGAAAAUUGUAUAUAAAUAGUCGCAAGCAUGCGAUGCACACGAGAGAGAGUAUAAAAUCUGCAAGUAUAGAGUGUAAGUAGUUGAUGUUAACCUGCGUCUCACGAGAUGAAUCAUCUAAAAGAGAUCAAACUGUAAGUUACAAGAACUAUCGAUAUAUUAAUACAUAUCGCUAAAUGAAUAACUGCAAAUUUUGAUCGUCGACUAAACCUGUUGUAGUCAAUUCCGUCAAAUAUAUUUUAAAGUAACAUUAACGAUUAAUUAUCAUUAAUAAUAUUCACACGGCGCGGUGAUGCAAUUGCGUCGUUAACGACAGACAAUUUGUGCGAACAAAGAUACUUAAAAGUGUGCAGUUAUCUCAUCUAUGAUUUUCUUCGAUACGUGUAGGCCUAUAUAAUAACACAACACACGAGUAUCUUUUCGACGACAAUCGAAUUAUGUUGAUUUAAUUGCGAAUUACGUUACCCAAAACGACCAAUUUGUUUGAACGUGAUGCGCAUUGCCGUCGAAAGUAUACGUCGUUUCGCAAACAUAGAAUUAAGGAACAUUGUAAGAGCAUUUAUUUUUCGCCGAUUACAACUGUACUUGUUAAAUGCAAUCGCUUUGUAUGUCCGGCUUGAAUUAUGUUCGUCUCUCUUCUGUCUUUUUAUAUACUCGGUAAAAUGCUGCAUGAUUCGCUCUCUCCCGUCCCCUUUUUAUCUCCCUCCCUCCCUUUCUUCUCUCUUUUCUAACACGAAUUGACCGACAGUGAAUGAUAAACUCCGCCGUUGGCGGAAUAUUGACGCUUUUCUCGCUUUUCUCUCUUUCUCUCUCUCUCUCUCUUCCCGCUAAGUAGGUUUUACAUACAAACCGUCGCAGUAUCUUUAGAAAAAAGUAUUAGACAAGAAUGAUUACGAUGGUUCGGUGCAAACGUUGCUUCGGAUUGCAGUCUACGACUAUAUCAUAGAUACGGAAUAUAUCGUUAAAAGUCGUCGAUCUAUCAAACGUGCGUGGAAUGUGCAGUAGCGCCGCUAUCAUCUAUGACGGUGAUUCGUAGUUUUCUCAUCAUAGUGUGACACAGUGAACUCUAUUCUAAUUGAAAUGCUCGCAGCUAUCGCAGCUAUUCCCGAAUUCUUCUUCCAUCUUUUCAGUGAGUAUUUGUCACUACGAGGACAUUCUCUAAUAAUAUAAUUUUUUAAUUCGUCCUCUUCAAAUUUUAAGCUUGCUCAAUCUUUAUGAUCCAAAGGGAACGAGAAUUUUUACGACAUAAGGCCGUUAAUAUUGUUCACAAAUUAUGUGACGCCACUCAAAAGAAACAUUUGUCUGCAACUGUUUAUUUCUUCCGUUUCAAGCCUAUGUUAGCGUACAGCUUGUCGAGCGUGUGUAGUGUAAGUGCUCCUUCAACUGCGCCAUGUUACACUUGGUGAAAGAAUAACAAUAGAAAACCAGUGAACAAUUAGAUCAGCUAUGAACAGCUAAUGUAACUGGAAAUUUCGAUGGGAACUGUAUAAAGUUUGCACACAAUAUACUCGCAUAAAGUACUAUCUACACGACUUUUCUACAAGUUAAUUAUAUGUCACGGAGAACGUAUAUCUGGUUCACCGUGCACUAUUAGUAUACCUUAACGAAGGUGAUCGAUCGCGGUCCUUGUGCCAAUUAGAACAGAGUUCAAUGUAGGGACCAAUAGUGAAAUAUAGUCUAAAUAGCUACAGUCUACAUAACCUACCACAUCGUUUUGUCGGAACGAUAUAUUUUGUACGAUAUGCCGGAAAAUAGAGUCGGGCAAUUUGCAAACGGUAAAAAAGAAAAAAUCGCAGUCACUGCGAAUCAAUACGUACACAAGUGUCGCUAUUAUUACUCUCGUGUGAUAGAUGCGUAACACGUGAGAUUACGAAUGGUGCAAGCAUAGUCGAGUUUUAACGCGAAGUUAUGUUGAUUAACGAACGAACGACCGCGCCGCGAGCAAGCGGUAUCGAUGCCCGAUACUUAUUCGUUAUGAUUUUUGUCCGCCGUCUUGUUCUCGGCAGACUGUAACUGUCAUACAAAGUCCAUUUCGAAUUUGUUGUAAUAUUGGCCGUUGUUAACAUUGCGACGCUUCUGGAGCUGUCUCUCCAAAAAUUUCUUGAAUUCGCUGAUUACGAAGACACUCGACGUCAACGCCGCCAAGAAUAAGAGAUCUGAAAGCAGAUUGUCGUUCAAGACAAACAGAAGGGAGGGGAAAGGGACACAAAGAUUCGCUACACGAUAUCGAAUAUCGUUCGUAUGCGCCGUAUAAUUAGCGUAUAUAUCAUUACCUUUUGCCGUGAGAGCUUCGGUUUGAAAUAUUCUCUGCAACGGAGGAAAAUAGAUGACGAACAUUUGCCCGAUGACAGAUAGCGUCACUGCUAUCAGGAACAUUUUGUUGCUCCAUAGACCGAUUGUAAAUAUGGAUUUUGUCUAAAAUAAAUUGAGGAUCACUGUUUAA
Odontomachus brunneus is the source of this 3058-nucleotide messenger RNA. RefSeq lists its product as uncharacterized. The record is from RefSeq and is a predicted model, not a curated record. Bases 229 to 582 code for a protein of 117 amino acids. The transcript has 3 exons. Lineage: Eukaryota; Metazoa; Arthropoda; Insecta; Hymenoptera; Formicidae.